CCAACUAGACUCAGUUUAGUCACUAACAAAUAGCCCAGCCUGUGCCGCAGAGCUGACCCUACAGAAAAUCGUUGGCAUCGAUGGCAGAAAUCUAUGCCAAUGUUGAAUAUGACAAACCUUUUGACUCAAGAGGACCCUUUGGAAAUGAGACAGGUCCCAGGAGCUCAGAGAGGAGAUUUCACGGAGCUGUUGUUCUCUGUCUGGGGUUGCUCUGCGUUCUGCUGCUGGCUGGACUCAUCGGCCUCAGCGUCCACUAUCAUGUCUCAGCGUGUGGAUCAGCGGCGGAUGUCUCCGCGAUUAAAACCAACCUGACUGAGCGUCUCCAGGCCAGUGAAAACAAGAUCUCUUCCCUGACUGAAGACAGAGACAGACUGAAAGCCAGAAUCGCUGAAUUGACUGCAGAGAAAACAUGUCCUGCAGGAUGGAUGAUGUUCAGUUCUGCCUGUUAUCUCCUCUCUGCUGCGAGUGGCUCCUGGGAUGAAGGCAGAAAGGACUGCAGAGACAGAGGAGCAGAUCUGGUGGUGAUCGACAGCCCUGCAGAGCAGACUUUUGUCGUUGGGCUCACCAGGACAAAUGCUUGGAUUGGUUUGUCUGACAGAGAUGUGGAGGGGACCUGGAAGUGGAUAGAUGGGACUCCACUGACUUUUACGAGGUGGGGGGAGACCCAGCCUGAUAAUGGUGGUGGAGAUCCACAGUACGGUGAAGAGGACUGUGCACAUAUCAGACCUGACACCUAUUGGAAUGACCUGUCCUGUGAAACCUCAAUGCAGUGGAUCUGUGAAAAAACAGCUUAACAUGAGUGUAUGUUUUGAGAUCAUAACAUGGCUUAUUCACUGCUAGGACGGCCACCAGAACAGAGUAUUUAAAGGCAAAACAUGUAAUUUUUCUAACUGUUGGCCAAGAUUUUUUAUUGUGUGUGUCUAAACCUAACCACAUGUUAAC
Molecule: messenger RNA, 942 nt
Organism: Plectropomus leopardus (leopard coralgrouper)
Lineage: Eukaryota; Metazoa; Chordata; Actinopteri; Perciformes; Serranidae
Product: CD209 antigen-like protein C
Source: RefSeq, a predicted model, not a curated record